This is a messenger RNA of Funneliformis caledonium, 256 nucleotides long. Lineage: Eukaryota; Fungi; Glomeromycota; Glomeromycetes; Glomerales; Glomeraceae. The record is from the annotation of a GenBank genome assembly.
AACAAACAAAGCUUCAAUCCACCAUUCUGAGUAUUCGACGACAACUUCAAUACAAAAUGAGAACAUCAAAGUUUGGAAUGUUUAUGGACCUUCAUUUGUUAAUUGUUUUGUAAUUGGUUCAAUAACUUAUAUUGGGUUACAUGUUCUUUGGUAUAAAUUAGCUUUUAUUGAACUUCAACAAGAAAUGGAAAACAAAAUGAAUGAAUUAGAAAACAAAAUCAAAUGUUUAAAGAAAAAUAAAAAGUUGGAAAAUUAG